GUUCUAAUCGACUAGAACCCAAAAUCAUUUGUUGCUACAGAGAUUUGAGUAAAGGAUUCCUCAUAUAUAAUGAUCCCCCCUCCCCCCAAUAUUACCUUACAUUUAUGCUUAACCUGGCAGUUAUUCACAGUCACUGAAUUUUAAGCAGUUGAAGCAAAGAUUAACCACUUGUGUAAAAGUAUGUGUGAUUGUUUUCAAGUUAGCUGAAAGGAAAGGUAAACUAUUGAGAGGAAACCAGCUGAAGGGACUGGGAGAGAGGUACAAGUAAGGGUUUGUCUCAGAAAAAAUAAACAGUCAAAGUCCAGCCUGGUCCCUGUAAAUAGAAAUGACCAUGUAUAUCCUAUACACAGCGUUAUUCCCCGUGUGUGUAUGUGUAAUUUCCUUUGCUAACCCACCUGAUUACUCACCUUGAACACCAGGUACUGUACACACCCACUGAGAGAAUUUUAUUGCGUGCUUGUUGACUCAUCGCUCUGUUAGUGGAUCUGGGGCAGAGAGUGGACGUGAUUCAGCUCUCUGCAUGUGUCCGUGUCAAUACACUAAUGUAAUUACAAGUCCAUGAACAUCUCCUCUGCAACAUGUGGCUGUGGGCUUUGCUUCCUGUCUGCCUCGCUGUCUUUGGGACUGCUGGCAUUUGGACUGUGUUUGCUGUAGCUGUAACAAAUGGAUCAGUCAAUCUCACAGAGAGGAUCCCUUACAUCAGUGAGUGUGGCACGUACAACCCUCAGAGCUGUCUCUUCUCCCAGAUCUGCAACGUCUGCUCUGUACUAGCCCUGUGGGUUGUGGUGAUCCGUUUCCAGCAGGUCAGGGACUGUGGUGGCCACGGGAAGGUCAACAUUACCGCCAUUGUUCUGGGCUUUAUCUCCUCUAUGGGGAUCUCUGUAAUUGGCAACUUCCAGUCAUCGGUUUUACUGGAAGUCCAUCUUUUGGGAGCGUUCUUGUCCUUUUUCGUGGGCCUGGCCUACUUCUGGCUCCAGGUGAUUCUAACGUAUCGUGCUGAGCCGUCUCAGGACCGGUGUUGGGUGGGACCUGCCAGAGCGACCUGCUGCAUCCUCUGUACCGUCCUGGUUAUCACUAUGGUUGUUCUCCACUUCAUAGGCUUUCGCUCUGGCGCUGCUGUGUGUGAGUGGGUCCUGGUCAUGUUGUUUUUCUGCCUCUUUGGCCUUUUUGCAGCUGAAUUCAGACACAUUGACUGCCACCACCUCACUGUCCAGAAACAGGCUUUGACCAAAGACUGUGACCCUGCCUCCAUAGAAAGGAAUCGCCACGUUGCUUAUGCACUCAGUUAAUGUCACACAUACACCUGCAUGUGGUUCUCCUUGCCAUUUCCUCUAAUAAAGAUAAAAUACCUGUGCAGUAAAUAUUCAUAUUCAACAUAUCAAUUACUGUACACAGUAUCAGUGAUUCUGAUAUUGCUAUUUAUUGCUUGUGAAUCUACCAUUUUGAAAUAUUAAAUAAGA
Molecule: messenger RNA, 1460 nt
Organism: Solea senegalensis (Senegalese sole)
Lineage: Eukaryota; Metazoa; Chordata; Actinopteri; Pleuronectiformes; Soleidae
Gene: tmem150b
Product: transmembrane protein 150B
Exons: 7
Coding region: 579-1289 (236 amino acids)
Source: RefSeq, a predicted model, not a curated record